AGUAUCGCUCCCUCCACGAGCCGAAGUUCCAGUUGACUUGAGACCUUCAACUGUACAUUUGAAUUAGGUAGAUCACAGCAGGAGGGGAGCGAGAGGCCCGUGUGACGUCAACUCUGCGCCAUGUAUCUGGGCUUCCCCUAAAAUCGUUGUUGCUUAUGGCCGUGGUGAUCCUAGGAGCGGACUGCCACAACCAGCUGUAGACCGGUAGGAACCUGCAAUCAGAUUUGGGUAGGCGGGUUUAAGGAGCCGGCGUUGCUGGACGCUUUUGUUGGGUCUCAGAGCAUCCAUCAGGCGGGAUACAGCUUAGGGCCGAACCGGAGCAAUGGGAUCCAGGGAUGGACAGCGGCCAGUCGGCAGGUCCCCUUCAGUCGAUGAUCUGUUCGCUCCCAUGCUGCAGAUGCAGAUGCAGGGAGAUGAGGAGGACAGGAAACCAGGGCUGCAUCUGCCUGAUUAUCCUCUGCCAGGUUCAGGAGGACCACGGCCAUCAGGUGGCAACUACAGCAGCAUCCCGCCCAACACCUCUCCCCGCCCCUCUGCGGCCGACAAUGCCAGUUCCCUGAUGCCCCCCCCCAGCACCAGCCGCUACACUUCAGCCGCUGGGCCCCCUCCCCCCCAGGACAGCGGCCAGUUCCGGGACGCAAAGUCUCCUCAAGCCGGUGAGAUCACGGCUGCUGGGGAGCACCCGCGCAAAGUGGCGGAGGGCCUGCACGACGGCCGGUUGUCCAACCCGACAUCGGAUGAUGACGGAGGGUUGGGCCAGGAGGGAUCCGAUGAGCGGAAGCAGAAGAGGAUGCUGUCCAACAGGGAGUCGGCGCGCAGGUCCAGGAUGAGGAAGCAGCAGCAUCUCGAUGAGCUCAAGGCACAGGUGGCGCAAUUGCGCGCAGAGAACCACCACAUGGCCCAGAAGUACAGCAUCGCCGCUCGGCACUACGCGCAGCUGAACGAGGAGAACCGCAUGCUGCGGCACCACGCCGUUGACCUCAGCAGGACGCUCCACAGACUCGAGGCCGUCGCACGCCCAGGAAUUGGCGGAAUGGGAGGCGGGGGCUACCCUCAUCCGAGAUGAAAAGGCUUGGGGAGGGGGUGUGGGGUGGGUUUUGGAAUGUGAAUUUUGAGGUUAGCCGAGCUUCUCUGGGGGUGUGUACAGCAGAAGCCUUUGUACGUUGGGAGGUAGCGGCGGAGGAAUAAGUGCGCGACGGAGGAGCCAUCUCUGAGUGUCUCUGUGUUUCUCACCAACAGAAUAAAGCAGCCGAAAGAAACGCGGCUGUGGUGUGAUGGGGAGCAGGGAAUCUUUGUUCGUAAGCCAGGUUGGUCCAGGUCAUACUGGACUGAUGGGAAGCCACUGGCAGCUUCUUCAGAGAGUGUUAGAAAUGCAUACCACGAGCAGCAAGGCCGGUGUAGAUGCUUGUAUCCAAGGCUGGGCCAUCCUGCAAGUGAGUCUGGGAGGUUUUCGAGAAGAGAUGCUUUGCGUAGGGGCAAGCAGCAGUAACGUAAUGGUUUUUGCUUAUACACAACGACUAGUAUGCACGUAAUGACUCGAGGACGUACUUAGAUUAGAGAGGAAGCGAACCGCUUGUUGGCAAGUCCGCUGAUCCAAGCAGCAGCAAUCGAUGGUGCACCAGCUUUUCCAGCUUCUUCCGUAGCUUGUACAGCCUUGAAGAUGGAACCGUCUUGAGAGCAGCGAGUGCCAACUUGCUGGGUGAGAAGCCGCAACCAAGCAGUCUUAUACUAGUCAAAUGUACGUUUCAAAUACUCCUUUCAAAAUCUUGACAUGUGUUAAUAGAACAUCGGCCUUAUCCAAGAAGCUGCAAUCUUCGACUUCCUGAUGUGAAUCUCGG
Messenger RNA from Klebsormidium nitens, 1838 nucleotides. Lineage: Eukaryota; Viridiplantae; Streptophyta; Klebsormidiophyceae; Klebsormidiales; Klebsormidiaceae. The record is from the annotation of a GenBank genome assembly.